CAAAAGUAGUUCUAACUUUGCUUUAAAAUUCUCGUAUGACGAACUGCGUGACUUUAGUUGUACUGACUGAUUGCAUCUACUUAACAUCUAGUCAGUAUUCUACAGUGGUCCCUUGGAAAAUUUCUUUAAACAUACUUGUUGAAAUUUUUAAUGCACGAACAUUAAUUCAAUUGCAAUAGGCAGAAAUUCUGUUAAUUCAAGUAAACAUGAAAGUGAUACUUUUGAUUUUAUUCUAUAUUCUGAACAUCUUAGUCCAGAUAAAUGGUCAACAAGGAAUAUGGCCUGAUAUCGUAAAAGACAAAGAACCCAGGUGUACAAUGUACGGGAGAUGCAAAGAACUGCCGGAUGGACGAGUUUUAACAUGUUACACCGAAGAUCCUCCUCAAAAAAUUGACGACUCAGCUCUAAAGAAUCUCACUGCUUUUUGUUCAGAAAUGCUUGAAAUGUACGCAGGUCUUGGAAUGACGGAUUUGUGCUGCAGAGCUGAUCAAAUUGCAGACUUGACAGAACAAUUAAAAAUGCCAGAAGGUAUCAUUUCUCGCUGUCCGUCUUGCUGGCACAACUUUCGUCAAUCGCUUUGUGAAUUCACGUGCUCGCCAUUUCAGGCUCAUUUUGUUAAAGUAGCAAAAUUUUGGAAUGGAACUGUUGAUAAUAAACUAGUUGUCGAAGACACAAAUUUCUACGUGACAGAAAGACAUGCUAAUGCGUCGUUCGACAGUUGUCGCAACGUCAUGAUGGGUACUGCAAAUUCUCUGGCUAUGGACUUUCUCUGUGGCCCAUGGGGAUCUCACAGAUGUACACCUCAGCGGUGGUACGAUUACAUGGGUUCAGUUCGAAACACAUACGCUCCCUUCAACAUAUUCUACAGACUCACAAAUGACACUUUUGACGGCUCACCAACAACUUCAGAACCCAAUACCAAAACCUCAAAAGCCGGAGAACCUUUGGAUGAUCUAGGAAUCACACCUUACGAUGGCGACACUUAUCUUUGUAACACGUCCCCACCAAAAUCGACUAAAAAUUGUUCCUGCGUGGAUUGUACUAUAAGUUGUCCUGCGGGUGCUGGAAUAAUAACUCUCCCCCAAAAGAAAAGCAUUGAUGAUUGGGAGAUUGCCUCCAUUUUUGGAAUGUACUUUAUUAUGGGAAUCGUGUUCUUGGUGGGGUCAAUUCUAAUAAUCCUAGGAGCAUGUUUUGCCUUAUAUAGAGAGAGGCGUGAACAACCCUCAAGACUAGCCGAAAAGGCUCCAGGAACAUUGCAUAGAUGGGGAAUGAGGUCAGAGAAAAUGAUAAAUCGGUUCUUCUCUUCACUUGGACAAGUGUGUGCUGAAAAUCCUUGGCCAGUGCUAAUCCCAGGAAUUCUAAUAACAGGAGCAUUAUCCUGUGGGAUUGUGUACUUAGACAUCACUACAGAUCCGGUGGAAUUGUGGGCAUCACCCAAUUCACGCUCACGCCAGGAGAAGGAAUAUUAUGACAAAAAUUUCUCUCCGUUCUAUAGAACUGAACAAAUUAUUGCCACUGCGAAAGGGCUUCCUUCAAUUAUGUACUACCCCUCAAACAACACAAGAGAAGAACCAGAGCACUUUGGGCCCAUUUUUAACAAGGAAUUUAUGUAUGCAUUGCUAGAUCUACAAGAACGGAUUGUUAAUGAUGUUCGUGGAGAAAAUGGCGAACAGCUAAGUGAUGUCUGUUUCAGCCCGCUUUCCCCAGAGAAUACCAACUGCACAAUUUUCAGCUAUCUUGAAUUUUGGCACAGUAACCCCAAGAAUUUCGAAAAAGUCGCGUCCUACGAUGCCAUUAUUGGUGAGGAGGUGGUGACCCUCACCGAUUCCUACCUAGACCAUUUCCUCUUCUGCUCCAGAAAUCCAGGCGCUCCGAAAGAUUCGACAGAGUUGAGACAGACUUGUAUGGGGAGAUAUGGAGGAAUUAUUGAUCCCACAGUCGUGCUCGGAGGAUUUUUAGAAGAUGGUCAGAACUUGAUUGAUCCGCCAUAUCAAAAUGCUACCACGGCCGUGAUUACUUUCAUAGUGAACAACAAGUACAGUAAGGACGACACUCGUCCUGCAAGAGAAUGGGAAAAAGCCUAUGUCGAAUUUAUGAAAAAGUAUCUCGAGAUUGAAAAACCUUCGUUUAUGGACAUUGCAUUCAGCUCAGAGAGAAGUAUUGAAGACGAACUGGAGCGUCAAAGUUCUGGGGAAGUAGUUACCGUCGUGGUUUCAUAUUUGAUUAUGUUUGUCUACAUUUCCAUCGCUUUGGGAGAAGUCAAUAGUUUAUCUAGGCUUUUGAUUGACAGUAAGAUUUCUGCUGGGAUCGUUGGCGUUAUAAUCGUUCUUGGGUCCGUGGGUGCAUCCGUUGGUUUAUUUGGAUUCGCCGGAGUCAGCGCUACACUGAUCAUCAUUGAAGUCAUUCCCUUCUUGGUGUUGGCUGUUGGGGUGGACAAUAUUUUUAUUAUGGUUCAAACCUAUCAAAGGACUCCACGCCUCAAAGGGGAAACUCAAUCAGAACACAUUGGACGAGUAAUUGGCGACGUGGCGCCAUCAAUGUUGCUAAAUUCUUUUACCGACUCUGCUUCGUUUUUCUUGGGAGGCUUAUCGGGAAUGCCGGCUGUCAAGGCGUUUGCAUUUUACGCAGCAGUUGCGCUUUUGAUCAACUUUACUCUACAGUUUACAUGUUUUGUUGCAUUUCUGUCCUUGGACAUUUCGAGACAAGAAAGUAACAGAUAUGACAUCAUAUGCUGUGUUAAAGGAAAAGAUGAAGAUAAAUCACAAGUCAAGGAGAAAGGAAUUUUACACAAGUUCAUCGAGUCCAUCUACGCUCCAUUCUUGUUCACAUUUCCAGUGAGACUGACAGUUCUUCUCGUUUUCUUUGCCUGGAUGUGCACUUCGAUAGCAGUUGCACCGAAGCUUGAAGUCGGGCUGGAACAAGACCUUUCUGUCCCCGAAGAUUCUCAUGUGCUGGACUAUUUUCAUGCAAUGUACGAGUAUUUGUCAGUAGGUCCGCCGGUGUACUUUGUGGUUAGAGAUUCGGGAUUAGACUAUUCGGACCAAAAGGUUCAAAACCAACUUCGAGCCGGUGACUUCCCUUGGAGUUUAGUAUCACAAAUUUAUGCCGCAAGUCGAUUGUCGAAUAGGACAUAUAUUGCAAAAUCAUCCCAGUCCUGGUUGGAUGACUACGUUGAUUGGAGUUCUGUUGCAGAUUGUUGUAAAUAUGACAAUUACACGUCAUAUUUCUGUCCCAGUCAGAGAGUUGACCCAAACUGUAUUACAUGUGGCAUAUCAGACAUUGUUCAGGAUGAUCCAAUCAGUGGAGAACUCUUCAAUCAGUAUUUGACAUGGUUUUUGAUGGACAAUCCACAUGAAAAAUGCGCUAAAGGUGGCCACGCAGCAUAUUCCUUGGGUGUUGGCUAUGACAUUAAUUCAACAAAUGGCUUAGCUCGAGUUAAAACAAGCAACUUUAUGACUUACCACACAAUUUUACGAACCUCAAAAGAUUUUACAGAAGCGAUGAGGGAAGCUCGAGCUCUUGCAGACAAUAUGACAGCAACGUUGAGAAGAGAGCUGGGUUCGGACAAACAUGAGGUUUUCCCGUACUCGAUAUUUUAUGUGUACUACGAACAAUACCUCACAAUCUGGAGGGACACCAUUGUUUCGCUGUCAAUAAGUUUUGCGACUAUUUUUGUCAUUUCUUUUUUCCUCAUGGGAUUCAACAUUGGAUCCGCACUGGUCAUAAUAUUGACAAUCUUCAUGAUUGUUAUCAAUCUGAUUGGAAUGCUUUACUUUUGGAGUGUUUCAUUAAACGCAAUCACUUUGGUAAACUUGGUCAUGGCCGUCGGAAUUGCUACCGAAUUCUGUACCCACUUAAUCCAUCACUUUGUAAUGUCGCAAGAGUUGGCAAAAAAGGAAAGGGCACGGGAUAGCUUAGUCAACAUUGGAGUGGCGGUGCUUUCCGGCAUUACUCUAACCAAAUUCGGAGGCAUAAUUGUGCUUGGAUUUGCCAAAUCUCAGAUCUUCAGAGUAUUUUAUUUUAGAAUGUACUUAUCCAUCGUAUGCAUUGGAGCAUUGCAUGGUCUAGUGUUUCUCCCAGUCCUGCUGUCCUUCGUUGGACCACCUUCUCGAAGAAUUACGAUAAAGAAGGAUAAUAGCACUGAAGAAUUGUGUAAAUAAGAUUUAAAGAAAUUAUAUUUUCAUUAUGACCAAUGCAUAUUUUUUACAAAUAAUUAAAUGUAAUUCAUUGACUCGAUAAAUAAAUAUUAAGCAAAGUUGGCAGUGUUAGCCCAAAUCUAAGUAUGUACAACAA
Messenger RNA from Folsomia candida, 4293 nucleotides. RefSeq names its product NPC intracellular cholesterol transporter 1. Gene Ontology annotation, molecular function: lipid carrier activity. Gene Ontology annotation, cellular component: membrane. The record is from RefSeq and is a predicted model, not a curated record. NCBI's taxonomy places the organism in Eukaryota, Metazoa, Arthropoda, Collembola, Entomobryomorpha, Isotomidae. The transcript has 24 exons. The coding region runs from base 207 to 4160 and encodes 1317 amino acids.